AGUGGGCGCCGCGGUGCUCAUUCAUCCCUUCCAUCCCCAGCGGAGAGGAGCGGAGCCCCGAGCGGGGAAGCGGCACACACGGUCACCGAGAGCCCGCGUUUCCUCUCCCCGCCUCAUUUCACCGCCACACAGUCACAGUGGAUGGUCAGGAAUACACCGCGUGUUGCAUCGUCCACCGCGCGAGGAAGGGGAGCACGCGCAUGAUACGACGGACUCACGCGGUUUAUUAUUCAAAACGGGGUGUUUUUCGUUUUGUUCUUCAACACAAGUGAAAAAUAUCUGGCUCCCCAGGACCAAAUUCGUUGGAAAUCAACCCCUCCAAAACAAAGCCGCGAAAACAAGCGGCGGACCGCUAGCGCCGCUAUCGAGAGGGACACUCUACUCUACGGUACCUUGAUGAAGGAAGGGGAGUGGGAUUCGAACCCGAGGACCUUCGGAUGCUAAAGGAACAGAUUUAAACAGGACGCUACUAGCAGCCCCAGUUAGAUGAACUACCCUCUUUGCUGGCAACAUGAGCGCCGUCUCCCCCACUGACUUCGACAGCCUUGAGAUCCAGCAGCAGUACAACGACAUCAACAACCGCUGGGACCUGGCAGCAGAGGCCGACUGGGACAAUGAGAACAGUUCGGCACGCCUCUUCGAGCGCUCGCGCAUCAAGGCCCUUGCAGAUGAACGUGAGGCCGUGCAGAAGAAGACCUUCACCAAAUGGGUUAAUUCCCACCUGGGUCGUGUCACCUGCCGUAUCGGAGACCUUUACACUGACCUGCGCGAUGGCCGCAUGCUCAUCCGUCUGCUGGAGGUCCUGUCGGGGGAGCAAUUGCCCAGGCCGACCAAGGGCCGUAUGCGGAUUCACUGCCUGGAGAAUGUGGACAAGGCACUGCAGUUUCUUAAAGAGCAGAAGGUCCACCUGGAGAACAUGGGCUCCCAUGACAUCGUUGAUGGCAACCACCGUCUCACCCUUGGCCUCAUCUGGACCAUCAUCCUUCGCUUCCAGAUCCAAGACAUCAGUGUAGAGACAGAAGACAACAAGGAGAAGAAAUCAGCCAAAGAUGCUCUUUUGCUGUGGUGUCAGAUGAAGACUGCUGGGUACCCUAAUGUCCACGUGCACAACUUCACUACGAGCUGGAGAGAUGGCCUGGCUUUCAAUGCCAUUGUGCACAAACACAGACCAGACCUAAUAGAGUUUGACACCCUAAAGAGGUCCAAUGCCCACUAUAACCUCCAGAACGCUUUCAAUGUGGCUGAGAAGGAGCUGGGCCUCACCAAGCUGCUGGAUCCUGAGGACGUUAACGUUGACCAACCGGAUGAGAAGUCCAUUAUCACUUAUGUGGCCACUUACUAUCACUACUUCUCCAAGAUGAAGGCUCUGGCAGUAGAGGGCAAGAGGAUUGGCAAGGUGCUGGAUUAUGCAAUCGAAGCUGAGCAGCUCGUCGAUAAGUACGAGACCCUGGCAUCAGAGCUUCUUCAGUGGAUAGAGCAGACCAUCCACACCCUUAAUGAUCGACAGCUGGCUAACUCAUUGAGCGGCGUCCAGAACCAGCUGCAGGCUUUCAACACCUACCGCACGGUGGAGAAGCCCCCCAAGUUCACUGAGAAAGGAAACCUGGAGGUCCUACUGUUUACCAUCCAGAGCAAGAUGAGAGCCAACAACCAGAAGGUGUACAUGCCCAAAGAAGGCAAACUUAUCUCCGAUAUUAACAAGGCAUGGGAACGACUGGAGAAGGCAGAGCAUGAGCGAGAGCUGGCACUUCGCAACGAGCUGAUUCGCCAAGAGAAGCUGGAGAUGUUGGCAGCACGCUUUGACCGCAAAGCUGCCAUGAGGGAAACAUGGCUGAGUGAAAACCAGCGCCUUGUCUCCCAGGAUAACUUUGGUCUGGAUCUGGGCGCUGUGGAGGCAGCCACUCGCAAGCAUGAGGCCAUUGAAACGGAUAUUGGAGCAUACAGUGAGCGUGUGGCAGCUGUGGAGGCAGUGGCUCGGGAGCUGGAGGUAGAGGGCUACCAUGACGUGCGGCGGGUGCUAGCACGCCGUGACAAUGUGCUGCGUCUCUGGGAGUACCUACGGGAACUGCUGGCAGCACGCCGUGAGCGCCUCAAUGCUCACCGGGACCUGCAGCGGCUGUUGCAGGAGAUGAGCUAUAUCAUGGACUGGAUGAGAGACAUGAAGGGCCGUUUGCAGUCUCAGGACAAUGGGAAGCAUCUGCACGAUGUGGAGGAUCUGCUGCAGACCCACACCCUGGUGGAGGCUGACAUCUCUGCCCAAGCCGAGGCUGUCCGUGGGGUACAAGCUGCAGCCCAGCGCUUCACCAGCAGUGAGCCGAACUACAAGCCAUGCGAGCCUGCACUGGUCAGCGAAAAGGCGACCUGUUUGGGACAGGCCUAUGAGCAGCUGGGCCAGCUGGCAGCAGAGCGGCGGUCACGUCUGGAGGACUCACGACGCCUCUGGCAGUUCCUGUGGGAGCUGGGUGAGGAGGCAGCCUGGAUGCGAGAGCAGGAGCAAAUCCUGGCAAGCAGCGACUGUGGCAGAGACCUCAGCUCAGCCUUGCAUCUGCUAAGCAAACACGAAGCCUUUCGUGAUGAGAUGUCUGCCCGCUAUGGGCCCCUCAGCAACAGCAUUGCUGCUGGAGAGGCCCUUGUAGAGGAGGGCCACUUUGGGGCUCAGGAGGUUGAAGAUAGGAUCCGGGAUGUUCGUGCACAGUGGACACACCUGGAGGAGACCUCAAAGCAAAGACAACAGCUCCUUCAGGAGGCAGUAGCUCUGCAUCAGUUCCAGACGGACGCCAAUGACAUGGAAGCCUGGAUCAUGGAGGCUUUGCGCCGGGUGUCUAGUCAGGAAGUGGGGCAUGACGAGUUCUCCACCCAGACGCUGGCCCGCAAGCAGCGCGAGGUGGAGGAAGAGAUCCAGAGCCAUCGCACACUGAUCGACUCACUACAUGAGCAGGCACUGGCCCUGCCUCCAGCCCACGCACACUCCCCACAGGUGGAGGGGCGGCUGCCAGCUAUUGAGCAACGCUACGAGGAAUUGGAGGCCCUGUCAGCGGCACGGCGGCAGGCACUGGAGGGUGCACUAGCCCUGUACCGCAUGUUCAGUAAGGCUAAUGCCUGCCAACUGUGGAUCGGGGAGAAGGAGCAGUGGCUGGACAACCUAGAAAUCCCCAGCAAGCUGGAGGACCUUGAAGUGGUGCAGCAGAGGUUUGAGACUUUAGAACCAGAGAUGAAUGCUAUCGGCAGCCGUGUCACAGAUGUAAACCAGGUGGCUCAGCAGCUCCUGGACUCUGACCACUGCAGCAAGGAGAAGAUUCACCAGACACAGGAUCAACUGAACACCAGGUGGAAAGAGUUCCAGGAGCUUGCCAAUAAGAGAAAGCAGGCCCUGGACUCAGCCCUCAACAUCCAGAACUACCACCUGGAGUGCAAUGAGAUCCAGAGCUGGAUGCGGGAGAAGACAAAGGUGAUUGAGUCCACUCAGGGCCUCGGAAACGACCUGGCCGGAGUCAUGGCCCUGCAGCGCAAGCUCACGGGAAUGGAGCGAGACCUGGAGGCCAUACAGGGCAAGCUGGAUGACCUCCGUCAGGAGGCCAAAAAGCUAGUACAGGAGCACCCACACCAAGCCCCUGAAAUCCAGGCCCGACUGGGAGAGAUCCAGGAAGUGUGGGAGGAACUGAAUUCCACCAUGAAGAGGCGUGAGGAGAGUCUGGGAGAGGCCAGCAAGUUGCAAGGCUUCCUCCGGGACCUAGACGAUUUCCAGGCAUGGUUGUCACGCACGCAGACAGCAGUGGCCUCAGAGGACAGUCCAACCUCUCUUGCCGAAGCUGAGCGCCUGCUCGCCCAGCAUGAGGGCAUCGAGAAUGAGGUGGAUAAUUACCGAGAGGACUAUGAGAAGAUGCGUGCACUGGGCACAGAAGUGACCCAGGGCCAGACAGAUGCCCAGCACAUGUUCCUGGCCCAGAGGUUGCAGGCACUAGACACAGGGUGGAAUGAGCUGCGCCGCAUGUGGGAGAACCGGCACAGUGUUCUAGCCCAGGCCUCUGACUUUCAGACCUUCUUGCGAGAUGCCAAGCAGGCAGAGAGCUUCCUCAACAGCCAGGAAUACAUUCUGUCCCACACAGAGAUGCCUUCUACCCUGCAUGCAGCUGAGGAUGCCAUCAAGAAACAUGAGGACUUCCUAACCACAAUGGAGGCCAAUGAGGAGAAGAUUGCCGGUGUUGUGGAGUCUGGCCGGCGCCUUGUGGAUGACCACAACAUCAACUCUGACAAAAUCCAGGAGAAGGUGGAAUCUAUCCAGGCCAGGCAUGAGAAGAACAAACAAGAUGCCAAGGAACUUCUAGCGAAGUUGAAGGACAACCGUGAACUGCAGCAUUUCCUACAGGAUGGCCAGGAGUUGAGUCUCUGGAUCAACGAGAAGAUGCUAACAGCCCAGGACAUGUCCUAUGAUGAGGCCAGAAAUCUUCACAGCAAGUGGCAGAAACACCAAGCCUUCAUGGCUGAGCUGGCCUCAAAUAAAGACUGGCUAGAUAAGAUCGAUAAGGAGGGUCAGGCACUGGUGAAGGAGAAGCCUGAGCUGGAGCCUGUGGUGAAGCAGACUUUGACAGGGCUUCAGAAGCAGUGGGAGGAGCUGGAGGCCGCCACCCGUACCAAGGCACAGUGCCUGUUUGAUGCCAACAGGGCAGAGCUCUUCACACAGAGCUGCUCGGCCCUUGACUCCUGGCUGAAGAACCUGUCAGCCCAGUUGCAGAGUGAUGACUAUGGCAAGGACCUGACUAGUGUCAACAUCCUGCUCAAGAAACACCAGAUGCUGGAGCAUCAGAUGGGAGUGCGUGAGAAGGAGGUCCAGGCAUUGCAGGCCCAGGCACAAGCCUUGUCACAGGAGGAUGCAGGGAUAGUGGAGGUGGACAGCCUGCAGAGGCAGGUGGCCGAGAGCUUCACCCAGCUGUCCGAUCCUCUGAGACAGAGGCAAGAGCUCCUCCUGGCCUCCAAGGAGGCCCACCAGUUCAAUCGUGACUUGGAAGAUGAAAUUUUGUGGGUAAAGGAAAGGAUGCCUUUGGCGAGCUCUACAGAUCAUGGGAGGGACCUGCCUAGUGUGCAGCUCCUCAUCAAGAAAAAUCAGACUCUGCAGAAGGAGAUCCAGGGCCACCAACCCCGCAUUGAUGACCUUCUGGCUCAUGGGCGCUCAUUGGCCCCGGGGGAUAAGGGCGAGAGAGAGGUGGAGGGCUGCCUGGCGGAGCUGCGUGACUCCUGGGCACAGCUGAUCGAUGAGACAGAAAAGCGGGGUACUCGUCUAGCUGAGGCCCACCGUGCCCAGCAGUUCUAUGCAGAUGUGGCAGAGGCUGAGGCCUGGAUGGGAGAGCAAGAGCUUCACAUGAUGUCUGAAGAAAAGGCCAAGGAUGAGCAGAGUGCCCUGGCCAUGGUGAAGCACCACCAGGUGGUGGAACAGGCACUGGAGGACUAUGCACAGACCAUUCACCAGCUGGCCAACAGCAGCCGGCUCAUGGUGACCAGUGAGCACCCUGAGAGUGAGCGGAUCACCCUAAGGCAAGCACAGGUGGACAAGCUGUAUGCUGGGUUGAAAGACCUGGCAGAGGAGCGGCGGGGCCGCCUGCAGGAACGCCUGCGCCUCAUGCAGCUGAAGCGGGAGUUGGAUGAUCUUGAGCAGUGGAUCGCAGAGAGGGAAGUGGUGGCUGGCUCACAUGAACUAGGCCAGGACUAUGAGCAUGUCACGAUGUUGCGGGACAAGUUCCGAGAGUUUGCGCGGGACACAAGCAACAUUGGCCAGGAGCGUGUGGACAGCGUGAACGCGCUGGCUGACGAUCUUAUUGAAUCGGGCCACCCAGAGAACGCCACUGUGGCCGAGUGGAAGGACGGCCUGAAUGAGGCGUGGGCUGACUUGCUGGAGCUGAUUGACACUCGUACACAGAUGCUGGCAGCCUCCUAUGAGUUGCACCGUUUUCAUGAAGAUGCACGUGAGGUGCUGGGUCGUGUGCGCGAGAAGCACCAGGCAUUGCCAUCUGACCUGGGCCGUGACCUCAACACCGUGCAGCACCUGCAUCGGCAGCACACAGCCUAUGAGCAUGACAUCCAAGCACUGAACGGACAGGUCCGUCAGGUCCAGGAGGAUGGAGGAAGAUUGCAGAAGGCUUAUGCUGGGGAGAAGGCCGACGAUAUUGAGAAGCAUGAGCGUGCUGUCACAGAAGCCUGGGAGGCCCUGUUAUCUGCGGGCCAGGCUCGCCGGCUCCUCCUGCUGGACACCGUGGAGAAGUUCCGCUUCUUCAACAUGGUGCGUGACCUAAUGCUGUGGAUGGAUGGUGUGAACCUGCAGAUCGACGCCCAUGACAGCCCUAGGGAUGUCUCUUCAGCUGGACUCGUAAUUGCUAAUCACCAGGACAUCAAGUCAGAGAUGGAGGCCAGGGCUGAUAGCUUUGCUACCUGCCAUGACAUGGGCACUGCACUCAUCAACAACAAACACUAUGCUGCAGAUGAGAUCCAAGAGAAGCUUGACCAACUGAAGACCAAAAGGGAAGAGAUCAACAAUAAGUGGCAAGAGAAGAUGGACCACCUCCAGAUCUUGCUGGAAGUACUGCAGUUUGGACGGGAUGCCUCAGUGGCUGAAGCCUGGUUGGCGGGUCAGGAGCCGCUGGUGCGGGCAGCAGAGCUGGGCUCAAAUGUAGAUGAGGUGGAGAGCCUCAUCAAGAGACACGAGGCCUUUGAGAAGCUGGCAGCUGGAUGGGUGGAGCGCUUCUCCCAGCUGGAGAAGCUCACUACGCUGGAACAACACGUCAUCCAGAAGAGGAAGGAGGAAGAAGAGCAAGCCAGGCAACCCCCCACACCCCCUCCAGCCGAGGAAGUGAUGGAUUCUGCUGCAGAGAGCCAGGAUCAUCUGUCUGAUGCCAGGACCAGUUUGGACCAGACUACCUUGAACCAGUCUGUGUCUGUGAAUGGACUGCACAGUGAUCAAGAUACAUCCCAGUCAGUGUCACUGGCCAAGACACCUGACCUUAAACCAGUGUCACCAGAGCCUUCACGUGCCUUGAGUGAAGGUGAGCUUCAGGAAAGCACUUAUGGUCUUCAGCUGCAGGGAUCAGAAGCAGAGGCAGUGAACGGUCCAGGUGGUGCUGGUGGGCAGGCAGCGUCCGUACAUGUGGAUGCCCCUGGGCUCUCAGCUACACUCCCCAGCAAAGGUGCUGCUGCUGCAGGCAGCGAGGGAACCAUGGAAGGAAUGCUGUGCCGCAAACAGGAAAUGGAAGCACCCAACAAGAAGGCAGCCACCAGAUCUUGGCAGAACGUGUACUGUGUGCUGCAAAAGGGCAGCCUGGGCUUCUACAAGGACAACAAGAGCGUGGCCAGUGGCCUGACAUACCACAACGAGGUGCCUGUCAGCCUAAGCGAUGCUGUCUGCGAGGUGGCCCACGACUACAAGAAGCGGAAACACGUCUUCAAGCUGCGGCUUGAUGAUGGAAAGGAAUACCUGUUCCAGGCUAAAGAUGAGGCUGAGAUGAGCGCUUGGAUACACUCUAUCACAUCAUCUGUCACGACUGGAACAGAUAAGCCGGGGGACCGCUCCCCUGGAGGCCACAAGGGCCUUAGCCGUGCUAUGACAAUGCCCCCCAUCUCCCCCAGUGCCGGGGAUGCUGGCGCAGUCACUAUGCGCAAUAAGGAUGGAAAGGAACGGGACCGUGAGAAGAGGUUCAGCUUCUUUGGCAAGAAAAAGUAGAUAGGAGAUGGAUUCAAACACACAACCGAAAGACUAACAGAGAGGGGAAAAACAAACGUCUAUGAAACAUCCUCUUAGCCCUGGUUAUAGGGUGCUCAACAACUGACACCCCGUACAUCAAAAAUAGGCCUCAUUUAGCAAUUGUCCCACUAUCAAAAACCACUCACACUGCUUUCUUUCAUGUAUUCUUGGUCCAAUUUACAGGAUCUGACAGUGCUGGUUUCGCAUAUGUGGUAGCAUGAGAACAGUCAAUUCCGGAGUAGCGCUGGGAGAGCGUAGUGAGACUGGAAAUCCCAGAGAAACCUGAACACCUCGACCAUCAGGGACAAGAUGAAAUGUGGUGAGAGAAACCCAAAGAUCCACUUUAUUUCCCUCGCAAUUUUUGUACUUUGGGUGACUCAAAAACCACAUCCAGCCACGGAUACAGUUUGUGCAUUCGCGGUGUUCUGGUUUAGUUCAGAGUGUUUGCCUUGCCUAAAGCAAUCAAUGAAACUAAUCAGGGUUCAGUUUUUUUUUGCAUGUUUCCCUUUAUCACUUUUUUCUUUUUGUGAAAUUGUUUGAAGGAACUUAUUUUUUGUUAUUAAUAUUAUAAAUAUUAUUUGCAUUUUGAUGUUGCAGAUUUUUAAGAAAUUACAUGUUUAAAUAUCUUUGUUACAUAUCCUUUAGAAAAACUAAAGGACUUGGCAAAAUAGUCUUUAUGAAAACAUAGUCACUAGUUUGUUUUAGAAAUACCGACAUAUUUAGAAAUGCUAAAUGUUUGAAACAAGAUCAUUUGAGUAAAGUGAAAAGUAACAACAGUGAAAGAUUUAUCAGAUCAGUGUUUUUUCUUCAUUUUAAUGCUUUAACUAAUUUGUUUGAUUUGGAAUUUAAAUGUUAUUUCCCCCUAGUAAGCAGCAUGUUCUCAGAGUGGUUGAGGGUUUCAGUUGUGCUUUUGUCAAUUUAGGCUUUAAUUUUGUUUCGUGGGGAUUCCAGUUCCUCUUAUUUCAGACACUGAAGUAGUGUGGAGGGGUGUUCUCUCAACUGGAAUUUUAUGUUUAGGUUUUGAAUUUCUCUCUUUUUUUUUUUUUUCUAUUUCUUUCUCUGAAAGUCUUGGCAUUUUUCAGCAAUUUCUUAGGGGAUUUAUACUGUUAAACACUAAAAAUAAAAUUACCAAAAAAAGUGUGAUGAAGUUAAAGGAAACAGAGGGCUGUGGGGGAAGGGUUUGCUCUGGAGGGGUUUAUUUUAGUGGGGCUUAAUUUUGGGUUUAAUAUGUAUGUUUCUGUGCACAUUUUUCAAGUGCUUGGCCUUUUACCAUUAGACAAUCGCACAACAGAUUUUAGAUUUAUUCUUCGGUGAUUGUGUUUUUAGUGGAACUUCAAAACAGUCUUGUAAAAAUUCUAUUAAAAUAUAUGCCAUGAUGGA
This is a messenger RNA of Scleropages formosus (Asian bonytongue), 9106 nucleotides long. RefSeq names its product spectrin beta chain, non-erythrocytic 1-like. NCBI's taxonomy places the organism in Eukaryota, Metazoa, Chordata, Actinopteri, Osteoglossiformes, Osteoglossidae. Gene Ontology annotation, cellular component: spectrin. The transcript is spliced from 42 exons. The record is from RefSeq and is a predicted model, not a curated record. Gene Ontology annotation, molecular function: structural constituent of cytoskeleton; actin binding; phospholipid binding. The coding region runs from base 512 to 7705 and encodes 2397 amino acids.